UUGUGACAUUUGGCAGUCCAUGUGUGCAUUACAGUUGGACCAAUUUGCUUAGUCAUCCUGCCACGUAUCUCAAUCUAUAAUCGCAUUAGGUCUCAGCCUCUGGGAGGGGAAGCGCUCAAGAUCUACGAAGCUGAACUGAAGCGCUCCGACAUCUCUACGAAGCUGCUAGCAAAAUUUUCGAAAAACCCUAAGAUUCCAGACGAUUGGAGAUGAUGAAGGACUACCACUCUUUUCGAUGCCGCACCACGACCGCCAUGUUCAGCGUUCAAUCUUCUUCUCCAUCUUUCGUUUUGUUUAACGCUAAGAGAGUCAGGAGAUGUAUGCCCUUUCUUCUUCUUCGAGACUACAAAGCUAUGCGUUUCAGACGCUCUUCUUCUUCUACAGUUGUACUUGCUCUCUUCCCUCUCACUCAAUUUUCAAUCGGCAGAGCAAACAAAAGGUGGGUGGCUCUUUUCUCAAUUCAUUCUUGAUUUUCUUCAAUUCCUUUUUUUGUUUCUUUCAUAUGGGUAUGGUGAUCAAAUACAUUUUUGUUAAUCUCUUUGGUCAAUCUGCUUUCUUUUUAUUUUUUUUACCUAAUUUGCUGCAUAUAUAGAUCUGCCAAUUUUUCUUCAAUUGACAUUUAGUUGUUUGUUUUCCGACUGCUACGUUUAAGUUAAAUUUGUCACAUAUUUCAUAUUCGUAUUUUUAUAGAUUUUUUCUACAUUACUUUGAUUGUGAAAAUACUGAUGUUGAGCAUGCUCACAAGUUGUUUGCUAAAUUUAAUCAUGUAGUAUAUUUGGUGGAGAAUACCUGCCAUACAAAGUACACAUAGCAGAUAUGGGUUCUCUCAUUCAAUGGGUUUUUCUACUAUGAAGAACUAAUCCAUUUAUUUGAUUCUGGUCUGCCUUUCUUAGCUUUUUUUUAAUAGUUAUGGAAAAGUUUUAAAAUAUAGAGUAAGAAGUUAAAUUUCCAAUGCAACAGAAGGGAGAAAAUAAAAUUUACACACUUUGAGUUCAUCACAUGUGUAUGAGUUUAUCUACAACUCAGUAAAAUGACUCUUCUGUGUGGAAAAGAAGCAUAAUAUAAUCAUGCGUAAGUGUUAGUUCAUUGCAAUGAAAGCUCAAACAUGCAAUAUGAAGCAUAUUGAUCUUAUACAUUAUCAGUUUUGUUAGUGGCAUCAAUAAGUGGACAGGGAGGCAUGUCGUGUACGACUUUGGAAGUUCCCCCCGUUUAUAAUUUCAUGUGAUGCUUUGAUCUUAUGAAAAUUUAUAUUUUUUUUGUUUGGAGUGUGAUUUAUGUCUAUUUUUUAAAUUUUUUCGGGCUAAAGGCCGAAGUUGAACAGUAGGUUUGUCGUCGUGAAACAGUCUGCACUCAAUUUCUUAAGUAUGAGUUCAUAGAUUAAUUUUUUAAUGAAUGAAUUUGAGUUUAGUGUUUUUAAUUUCCUUUUAAAUGGUUGAUAUAAAAUCAUUUACUCUAAUUUUUAUCGGUUGAGUAUUUUGCAGGUCUACAACCUUGCACUACCCACCUUAAUGCUACUGUGAGCACAUCUUUUGGACAACACUUCCUCAGCAUUAAUAGUAUUAGAUAACAUACUUCAAAAUUUACAAAUCAUUUGGAAAAUCCUAAACCCCUCAUUGAUUAAAGGUUGUGUUGCACUCUCAUUCAAGUGUCACAAUGCUAGCCCAUCCAUAAUUCUUUUUUCAUACUCGAGUUCUAUAUUUAGUACUCCCCUUCAUUUCCCCCUAAAUGAAGUAUGUUGUAAUGCAAAAGAACUAUUUUGUAUAGGCCAAUGAAGUUUGUUACUGCGUUGAACAUGACGCUCUUUGGAUGUAGGCUUUAUCUGACCUACCACUGUGAAUGCGGACUUUGGUGGUCUUAAGAAUUUGUUUUGUAUGGACGGCUCAUUAAAGAACAGAAGAAGUGCAUUCAAUAACACCUUUCAUGAUUUAAUGAACUCUUAUUUAUUUGUGGAGCUAGCCACUUCUUUUCCCACCUUCCGGUCCAGCUACAUGAAUAUGUGGGAUCACCUGUUGGUGUUAACUGUUAAGGGACCUGAAACCUUUUUUAGCAUUGUCCCUCUUAAUUUGGAAUUUCAGAAUUCACCAGAGGCCAAUUUGUGGUUUUUUCAUAUCUAAAACAUUGCAUUGUUGGGGCUCAUUUACGGUACUUUACCAAGAUAAUUAUGUCCAUUACUAGAACUACGAAGCAGAGGCAUGCCACGGUAUGACUGUACUAUCAAAUGUCUCAUUUCUACCGUCUUUACCCCCAUUUUUGUUCCCUUUUCUGUUGGCAGGUCAAUUAUUCUGUACUUUUUUAACAAAUAGAGGAACAAGGGAACUCUCCGAGAGGACUACUCAUGGAAUUUGUAUACUCUUUAUGGUAACUAUUGCCAUCAUUUCGCACUUACCCUAUACAAACUACUCACAAUUUCAGGGAUUUGGAGAAGACACUAAGGAGAGUAUUGCAUGAUGAAGACCAUGAUAUUCAUGGUAUAAACCCAGUUUAAAAAUUCCCAUUGAAUAGCACUAAAAUAGUUUAGAGAGUAUCUUUAUUUUCUUUAAAAGAUGUCGAUAUAAGGUAUAUGAUCAUUACCAAAGGUGUUAAAUAGCUAUGACAAUUAACAUUUGUCAAUAGU
Molecule: messenger RNA, 2614 nt
Organism: Cuscuta campestris
Lineage: Eukaryota; Viridiplantae; Streptophyta; Magnoliopsida; Solanales; Convolvulaceae
Source: the annotation of a GenBank genome assembly